CUAUUCAUAGUUGUGAGAACCCCAGAGGUCUAUUAGAGGUCAGUGAGUCCUUCUAAUAGCAACUGCUGCAGCAAAGGGCCUUUCAGAUAACUAUACUUCUCUGCCUCUGGACACAGUCUCUACCUUUCCUCAUAUACACACUGCGGGACUUGCAGAACAGUCAUGCAGGCUCAGGAAGUCCUGAGACAGCUGCGGAUUCCCGAGCUGGAUGAUCUUCGGCAGUACCUUCGCGGCUUGCCCACCAAUGCACUCAUGGGCAUGGGCGCCUUCGCUGCCAUCACCACCUACUGGUUUGCCACCCGGCCGAAAGCCCUCCCACCACCCUGUGACCUUGACCUGCAGUCAGUGGAAAUACCAGAUGGAGAACGUGCAAGAAGGUCAGUACUGAACGACAGCAACGAGCAAAUGACAUACUACUACAGCGAUGCACGCACAAUAUAUGAGGUGUUCCUACGAGGGCUGAGAGUAUCAAAUAAUGGACCUUGUGUAGGAUCGAGGAAACCAAACCAGCCGUAUGAGUGGCAGUCUUAUAGAGAGGUGGCAGACAGAGCGGAGCACAUCGGUUCUGCUCUUCUUCACAAAGGACACUCCCACACAGGAAACAAGUUCAUUGGCAUCUUUUCUCAGAACAGGCCAGAGUGGACCAUUUCAGAGCUGGCCUGUUACACGUACUCCAUGGUGGCAGUCCCAUUGUAUGACACUCUCGGCACAGAGGCCAUCGGCUACGUUAUAGACAAAGCUGCCAUCUCAACUGUGAUCUGUGAUGUACCCGAAAAGGCUGGGAUGAUUCUGGACUGUGUCAGUGGAAAAGGACGAACAGUGAAGACGAUUGUGCUCAUAGAGGCGUUUGACAGCGACCUGGUGACCCGUGGACAGGAGUAUGGCAUUGAGAUUCUGAGUUUGAAGGAGUUUGAGGCCUUGGGUGAAGCCAACCACCAGAAACCAAUGCCCCCUCAACCGGAAGACCUUGCACUUAUCUGCUUUACAUCUGGAACCACAGGAGACCCAAAAGGUGCAAUGCUUACUCAUGGAAAUGUAAUCUCCAACACUGCAGCUUUCAUUAAAAUAACAGAGGUACACUGCAUGCUGGACCAUCAUGACAUUCAUGUAUCCUAUCUCCCCCUAGCUCACAUGUUUGAGAGGGUUGUACAGAGUGUCAUCCUCAUCCAUGGGGCUCGAAUCGGCUAUUUCCAAGGGGACAUUCGACUUUUGAUGGAUGAUUUGAAAACGCUGCAGCCAACAAUCUUCCCUGUGGUCCCACGUCUUCUCAACCGCAUGUUUGAUAAGGUAUUUAGUCAAGCCAACACACCACUAAAGAGAUGGCUGCUCGAUUUGGCUUUCAGUAGGAAGGAAGCAGAGCUUAAAAGUGGUGUUGUCCGAACGGACAGCAUGUGGGACAAAUUCAUCUUCAAAAAAGUACAGGCGAGCCUGGGCGGUCGUGUCAGACUCAUGAUUACAGGAGCAGCACCGGUGUCUCCAACCAUCCUGACAUUCCUACGAGCUGCACUGGGCUGUCAGUUUUAUGAGGGCUACGGGCAGACUGAAUGUACAGCUGGGUGCACCAUGUCACUUCCCGGGGACUGGACAGCAGGUCACGUCGGGCCUCCUCUGCCCUGCAAUGCUAUCAAACUGGUGGAUGUGGUAGAAAUGAACUACCUGGCAGCCAAUGGAGAGGGAGAGGUGUGUGUCAAAGGACCAAAUGUAUUCCAGGGAUACCUGAAAGAUCCUGAAAAAACAGCAGAGGCAAUCGACAAGGAUGGAUGGCUGCACACAGGAGACAUUGGGAAAUGGCUUCCUAAUGGCACUCUGAAAAUCACUGACAGAAAGAAGCACAUUUUCAAGCUCGCACAAGGAGAAUACAUCGCCCCAGAGAAAAUAGAAACCGUCUAUAAUCUCAGUGAUCCAGUGGCCCAGAUAUUUGUUCAUGGCGAAAGCUUACAGGCAUGCCUGGUGGGGAUAGUGGUACCUGAUCCAGACUUUUUACCUAUUUGGAUCAAGAAAAAAGGGAUUGAAGGAUCCUACUCUGAAUUGUGCAAUAACACGAAUGUGAAGAAUGCCAUUCUGGAGGACAUCCUGAGGUUGGGCAAAGAAGCAGGACUCAAGUCUUUUGAGCAGGUGAGAGAUAUUACAUUACAUCCUGAGAUGUUUUCUGUCCAGAAUGGCCUACUGACACCCACCCUGAAGGCCAAGAGGGCUGAGCUUCGGAGCCGCUUCAGAGAGCAAAUUGAUGAACUCUAUGCCAGAAUUAAGAUGUAAACUGGGAUCGAGGAGUAGUGUAGGGAAUGUGACAAUCAUUUAGAGCACACAGCCAGAACCAAAUAGUUUAUUGAGGGAGAUUUGCCUCAAUUUAUCUACCAGUGACAAUCUUCGCAAUCUUGGGAAUUGCUUUCAAACAAACUGGAUAAUGAAAAUCAGUUGGGCGUAUGUAUUGUCCCCACUUCAUCUACUAAUUGUACCACUAAAUUUACCCUACUUUCACUAGUUACAUUAAUUACUUCAGAAAAUCCAGGAACAUGUUAUCGUGUUACUGGUAUAAUUGAUUCAACAGUAAGGGUUAAAAAAAAUAAAGGGGAAAUGUGACUUGCUUAUGCCUUAACUGCUAUUAAGUCUGACUAAGUCAUAGUCAGAAAGGUCCAGCCCCUGAAAACAUUUCCGCUAGUUUUUUUAUUCUUGGGAACCACAGAAAAAACAUCCUAUAAACAUGCUUUCACAACAGUGACAAAUAUUUAUAUACCAGACAAAUUUAUUUUUUUAACAUUAUUUUUUUGAGCAUUUUUGCCUUUUAUUGGAUAGCUGCAGCGAAAGACAGGAAAGGCGGGAGAAAGAGAGAAAGGAUGACAUGUAACAAAGGGCCCCAGGUUGAAAUCCAACCGCUGUGGUAAGGACUUUGCCUUGAUGGUAAGUGCUCUACCAGGUACUACUACUGGGGCGCUCACCAUAUACCAGACUAUUUAAUGACUUGGUUAUCUAUUUAAGUGAUAUUUAAUGUAACCAUUACACCUGUAAAUAGUGUAUCUGAUAAAAAGUCUAUUUGUAUGCAGAGUAUCGUGCCUGAUGCUCUGUAGUUAUAAUUUCCUGCAUUCCCAUGUUUCUCAAUGCGGUAUGCUAAAGGACUGAUAAACCGGUUUUAGUGCACAAUUUAAUUGAUAGCCUAUUGGGAAUCUUGUUGCUUGACAGACUGUUUGUGCCUUUUUGGUUGUUUUUGUUUUCUUUUAACACUGCAUGGAAAAUACUGAAUGUUAUUAUACUGUCCGUGCAUUUUCUCCUUUUCAGAUUUUCAAAUUUCAGUGCCACAGUUUGCAGGAUAAAGCUAUGUACUGUCAUUUGUAUAAUACACAAGUCUUUAGAGUAUAUAUUUGGAUCACUGGUAUCAUGGUUCAUUUAAAUAUGCCGGUUUUUCAAAAGUAAUUCCAUGUCCUUAUCAGCAUUUCACAUUAACUUUUCACUGAUGGUCCAUGAAACCAUGAGUCUUGUGUGAAACGGAGCAGCAUUUCAGCUGUUUGACAAAAAGUUUUGUUGUGAACUCCGAUUUUUUGAUUAAAUUAUGGUCAUUACACAACUCUAAUCAUGUCGAGGCCUCCUUGACAGUGCAAGCCAUAUUGUUGUUUUUAAGACUCAUAUGAUAUGAAAAGGGCAAAUGUGCAGUUUUGUGCUGGAGUUGUACAGUAUAUUUAUUUGUCAACUGUACCAAAUAAAUACUUUCUUCCAAAACUGA
This is a messenger RNA of Siniperca chuatsi (mandarin fish), 3715 nucleotides long. It is a transcript of the gene acsl1a, whose product is annotated as acyl-CoA synthetase long chain family member 1a. Gene Ontology annotation, biological process: long-chain fatty-acyl-CoA biosynthetic process; very long-chain fatty acid metabolic process; long-chain fatty acid metabolic process. Gene Ontology annotation, molecular function: arachidonate-CoA ligase activity. NCBI's taxonomy places the organism in Eukaryota, Metazoa, Chordata, Actinopteri, Centrarchiformes, Sinipercidae. The transcript is spliced from 21 exons. Gene Ontology annotation, cellular component: endoplasmic reticulum; membrane. The record is from RefSeq and is a predicted model, not a curated record. Bases 163 to 2256 code for a protein of 697 amino acids.